CAGUCGUGCUGAGAGUGGUUCCCGACCGCAGGACUAAGUGACUCGACGCCGAAGAAACUCUCAGUCGACAGUCAGGCAUCCAUCUUAAACUUAUAUCUUUUCAUGGUAUUAUUUCUUUAUGAAAAGGAAAUAGUUUACGGUAGUAGUGCACAUACUUGAUAUAGUUCAGUAAAGUAUGUGAUCUGACAUCCAAAUUAAGUCAAAAUCUACCGAAGGGUAAAGUGAAACCUGAGGAAGAAAGUGGAACCAACCCUACCAUUUUCUAUGCAGAAAAGAAAACGAGGAUGGUAAAAUAAUAAGGGGGGACUUGAGAAAUAAAACCCUCUUACCGAUUUGUGAGGUUCUCUGUAAUGUGUAAGCUCCUCUGAGAGAAUAAAGAUAAUACAGCUGAGUAUAUCUUCACAAGAUACUCUAUGAAGAACUAAGUUACGAGAAGAAGUGUGUAAGAAAACAACAGAAUGAAGAAAAACUCUACCUUCAGAUUUCCCGUCCAAGCCCACUACUUGCCUGAGGAGGUCAACUUCUGGACGAUGGCGAUCGUGGCGGUGGGCACGGGGUUCAUCCUCACCGUCGCCGUCUCCAUCUACCUCAUCUGCCAGACGCGGCUGGAGCGCCCCCUGGCCGUUCGACGCCCGCGGACGGUGAGGCACAUCAGCCAAGGUCCGGACGCCCUCCCGCUCGCCCACGCCCACACGCUGGACGACGCGGGCGCCCCUCGACACUGCUUCCAUACGCCCAUGUCCCCUUUGCAGCGCCUCGAAGAGAGGGAUUAGGGAAAUGAUGAUAAUGAGGGAAAUGAAAGGGAAGAGAAAAUGAAGAUGAAAGGGUCUGCUGGUUUUCUUCUCUCUUUCUGUUUGUCUGUUUAGC
Molecule: messenger RNA, 867 nt
Organism: Penaeus monodon (black tiger shrimp)
Lineage: Eukaryota; Metazoa; Arthropoda; Malacostraca; Decapoda; Penaeidae
Exons: 4
Coding region: 459-773 (104 amino acids)
Source: RefSeq, a predicted model, not a curated record